AAUAACUAAAUAAAGCGGUGAAGGUGGAGCGUCGUGCGUCGUACGUCGUGACGCAGUGGGAUUUUUACGCGUGGUCGGCGUUUGGCCCCGCCCUUCCCGCCGUGACGGCGAUGGGUCGGAAGCGGUGUGUCGGUGCAGAUUGUUCGAAGAUGGCGGCCGGCUGCUGCGGGGUGAAGAAGCAGAAGUUGUCGGGAUCCCCCGGAGCAGGGGGUCCCGGCGGGGCGGGCGGCGGGGCAGCCGGGACCGGGCACUGCGGAUCAGACUUGGGGAUCGGAUCCUCGUCGUCGACGGUCGUGGCCGGAACCGUGAACCGAGUGAACGGCCUCGGGGGUCCGGGGGGCAGCGGGAGCUGUAGCGGGAGUAGUAGUAGUAAUAGUAAUAGUGGAUGUGGUGGAAGCAGCAGCAGCGGCAGCGGUGGUGGUGGAGGAGGUGGUGGAGGUGGAGGUGGUGGAUGUGGUGGAAGCAGCAGCAGCAGCAGUAACAGCAACAACACAACCACCGCUCUGUCUCCAGCUCCAGGAGGCUACAACUCCAGCACCGGGCUUUCCCCGAACCUCAGUCCGGGACCGGGCUCAGCCAGGAAGAUGGUGGUCUCGGCGGAGAUGUGUUGCUUCUGUUUCGACGUGCUUUAUUGCCAUCUUUACGGAUACCAGCCUCCCCGAACACCCAGGUUUACAAACGACCCCUACCCACUGUUUGUCACUUGGAAAAUCGGCCGGGACAAGCGGUUGAGGGGUUGUAUAGGUACAUUUUCUGCCAUGAACCUGCACUCAGGACUCAGGGAGUACACCCUUACCAGUGCCCUUAAAGACAGCCGCUUUCCCCCGAUGACGAGGGAAGAGCUGCCGCGCCUCUUCUGCUCAGUGUCUCUGCUCACCAACUUUGAGGACGUUGGUGAUUAUCUAGACUGGGAGGUGGGUGUUCACGGCAUUAGGAUAGAAUUUUUCAAUGAAAAAGGAUCAAAGCGCACCGCCACCUAUCUGCCAGAGGUUGCGAAGGAGCAAGGAUGGGACCACAUUCAAACCAUAGAUUCCUUACUUCGAAAGGGAGGCUACAAAGCUCCCAUCACAAACGACUUCAGGAAGACCAUCAAACUGACCAGGUACCGUAGCGAAAAGAUGACGAUGAGCUACGCGGAGUACAUCGCCCAUCGCCAGCACCACCACUACCAGAACGGCAUCGGGCACCCUCUCCCCCCGUACAACCAUUAUUCCUGACAGCGAGCCGCAUGACCAGUCACUGGACCUCUCCGCGGACCUCUUCCCAGGAGAGCCCGCCCCCUCGUGGUCUAGCUAUCUCUACUACUGUACCAUUUUAUGAUGAUAGUUUCCGUUGCCAUGCUAGCACUCUGCGUAAGAUGGUGGCAUGGCAGCGGGUGGCAAAGAAGCAUCACGAUUAUGACGUGGAAAAAAAAUUGAAAACAACUCAUUUAUUUUCUCCUUUUUAUCCUUUCUAUUAAUUUAGUUUUUUUUUUUUUGCAGCAUAUAUAUAUAUAUAUAUAUAUAUAUAUAUAUAUAUAUAUAUAUAUAUAUAUAUACAUAUAAAUAUAUAUAGCUGGACGUAUAACCCCUUUUUUCCUAUUUUUUAAAAAAGCAAAUAAACAAGUACUGCUUUUCUUUUUUUUUUUUUUGCUAAAAAAAAAUCUUUCCAACAAUCCUAAUCAGGUUUUUUGAGUCUGUGGAUGGAAAUAAGUCAUAUUAAUGAGGGGCUCGUCUUGCAGAUUUGGAGAUUUGUUUAUGUACGCUAAGCUUUCGUUCGAGUGAACGCUACACGACUACGCGCCGGGUUACGAUUAAGCGAUCACGCGAACAUCGCAGAUCGCACAAAAAUGAUAACAUACUGAAAAGUUUUUCUUUUUUUUUUCUUUCUACUUCGUCACAGUUAUAAAAAUCAGAGUAACAGCCGAUCAGCUAACCUGAAGCUUCCGUUCUCGGUUAUCGGUUUGCGAGAAAAUCUUUCGGAUUGGCCGGCUUCGUGUUUUAUAAUUCGCACGAAAUGAUGCUGACACGUUUAAAUCGCGGAUAUAUUUCAAAUAAACGCAACAUUUUUUCACGUUAAAGACUUGAAAGAAAGCGCUCCAGAACAUAUCCGCGCUCUCAGCUCUGCCGUGAGAUUUUCCUUUUAUGGAGAUUUGUGGGCGGGGCUAAACCUAAACGUUCCGUGACACAGCGCUUUUGUAAUUGGCGUUUUUACGAAGAAAAUCGACGUUAGAGAAUCUUUCGUAAUUGUGGCAAGAAUUUUUCAUCAGGUUUGGCCACGAAAACAAAAUAACUCUCAAACUUUAUUAACGAAGCAUCCGUUAAUGAUUCGUUAGCGACUCUUGCCGUUGUCGUGACGUCGUGGCGUAACUGGCGUAAAAGUCGUGUACUGUUCGCUCGGGUGCGUUAUCUGCUUUUAUCAUUUCUUAUUUGUUUUUAUGUACACCAUAUAGCCACCGGAGGGGGGUUGUUUUUUUUUUUAAUUAUUAUUGAUUCGUUUCUUUCCUCUCUGUGCGAUUCUUUUUUUCAAUCCAAAAUACUUGUGAGGUGUGACUUGAAAUCGUGAAUAAUGUCGUAGGAGUUUUUGGGGGUUGUUACGCUUUCUGACUGGAAAGUUAGCCAGAAAUGACUAGCUUAACAGUUUACUUGUUUCUUUCUUUCUUUCUUUUCCUGUGUGGUGUUAGAUGUGCGCUGAUGUUUGGGACGAACUCGUCAGAAGAAACCGCUAGACUAAAUUAGUUAUUUGGAAAAGUCAAAAUAUUUUCUUCAGUACCAGAGAGAGCCACUCGUCGCUUUGACGGCAUUUCGGCGACGUCGCGUUUAUUUAUUCGCUCUGGCUCUGAUGAACUGUUUCCGUUGUGUUUUUUUUUUUUUUUUUUUAAAUUUUAUUUUAUUUUGUACGAAAAGCCGGAUCACGCUGUUGUUCUGAACGGUGCUUCAUUCGAACUUAAUUCCCCGUUCUGUUCAUUACAUUGCUUCAGGUUUUUGGUAUCGAAGGUGCUCAAACUUUACAAACUGCAGAACUUUACAGUCUCGUUUCUCAGUGAGGGACCAGCCAGGAGAAAAUCAUGAAGAACGUGACAAUGACGAUGAUGAUGAUGAUGAUGAUGAUGAUGAUGGGCUCUUUCAAUAUUUGCUAGCUAAUCCAGCAAAAAAACAAAACAAAACAGAAACAACAAAACUGGCAUCUCUGAGGAGUACAGGAUUUCAUUCCCCUCCUACGAGAUGCCGCUGUUAUUUUAUUUUCAUCACACGGAGAGGAAAAAAUCUUUGCAGAGACUUAGCUCAAACGACAGGGACGAGCGUUUAAAAAAAAAAAAAAAAAAAAAAAACUAAAAAAAACUAAAAGCCAUACUCUUCUUAAGGCAUUGCUUAAUCGUCAGGGUGGUUGUUUUGUUUCUCCCGAACUGGGAAUUUGUUUACUGGAAGUUUUCAGUCGCUGACGCGUUUUUACGAUCUGAUCCAGUCGGGGUUUGUUCCUGAUCAGGCGACGUGUUCGUGGAAAACGAAACCUCUUCUUAAGAUGUUACCUCACACUUUAAGACCUUCAUGCCAAUCCAACACCAACACCAUCACCACCAGUACCACCAUCAACAACGCCACCAACACCAACAAUGCUACCAACACCAUCAUCACCAACAAUGCUACCAACACCAUUACCAACACCAACAACACCAUCACCACCAACAACGCCACCAUCUCCACCAACAAUGCUACCAACACCAUCACCAACAACACCAACAGUGCUACCAACACCAUCACCACCAACACCAACAAUGCUACCACCAAUACCACCAACAAUGCCACCACAAACACCAACAUCACCAACAACGCCACCAUCACCACCACCAAUACCACCAUCAACAACGUCACCACAAACACCAACACCACCAACACCACCACCAACAAUGCCACCAACAACAACACACCUCAUGAUGCUUGACACAAGCGAUGUUUACAUCCAUGUCCAAACGCCACAAAAUCCGACGCCGGUUGCCAAGACACAUCGGAUCGUUCGCGAAUCCUCACGUCGAGCACAGGUGGCCAACCAUCGUGAAAACCCGUAACCCGUACGGCGUGGCGUCGCGACCGUAUCGUAUUCUCUCGUGGUUUCCGUCAGGUAUAAAUCAUUUCUUCUACCUUCUCUUUACGCUGGAUGAAGAGGAGCUUUUCGUCGAGGUCUUUCACAAACCGAUCGGAAAAACUUAAGAACUUAAAAGAAGAAGAGUGUGGUGUUUUCGAGGCUUUUCUUUUUGAGCAGGUCUAGUUCUUCUCGAAACAAAAACUAAAGCCUCCUGUUCUCAGUAGUGGCGUCGCAGGACCAAGCGCUUGAGAUUUAAGAACGUUUUUGUUUUUAAAAGCUGAGACACUUUUACCACAGGAGGACUCUCUUUCUCUCUUUGCUUUCAUAUGCAAAAAAAAAAUAAAUUAAAAAGCGUUAAGGGCUUUCGGUGUUCCAUCCACAGUCAUCUCCAGCUUCAUGAAAAGUGAAAAAAAACAA
Pangasianodon hypophthalmus (striped catfish) is the source of this 4479-nucleotide messenger RNA. It is a transcript of the gene ammecr1, whose product is annotated as AMMECR nuclear protein 1. NCBI's taxonomy places the organism in Eukaryota, Metazoa, Chordata, Actinopteri, Siluriformes, Pangasiidae. The coding region runs from base 111 to 1217 and encodes 368 amino acids. The transcript has 6 exons. The record is from RefSeq and is a predicted model, not a curated record.